CCCCUAAAAACUACAACAACGAGAACACUGUGGCGUGAUCCCACUCUGUACCACACGAGUGCUCACGUGCGUGGUCACUGACGCCAUGGCAGCAGGCUUGGUGUUUGGUUUGGGGUGAACUCAAGACUGGGGCCGAUGAGGAAGCGCCGAGGAGCAUACGCCAGCAGAGCUUCAUUGAGGAGCGUACAACUUUUUGAGGUGCUGACAGCCCUGCUCUGUGACUUUCGGCCCGAUUCAGCCACCGGACCCCAGAGAACAUGACCCUAGCCGCCUACAAGGAGAAGAUGAAAGAGCUCCCCCUGGUGUCCUUAUUCUGCUCCUGUUUCUUGGCGGACCCCCUGAAUAAGUCCUCGUAUAAAUAUGAAGGCUGGUGUGGGAGACAGUGUAGGAGGAAAGACGCAAGCCAGCGGGAAGCCAGUGCUGACUGGAGAGAAAGAAGAGAGCAGGCAGAUACCGUGGACCUGAACUGGUGCGUCAUCUCUGACAUGGAGGUCAUUGAGCUGAACAAAUGCACGUCGGGCCAGUCCUUCGAAGUCAUCCUGAAGCCUCCUUCCUUUGACGGGGUGCCGGAGUUCAAUGCCACCCUGCCUCGGCGGCGAGACCCAUCCCUGGAGGAGAUCCAGAAGAAGCUGGAGGCAGCUGAGGAGCGCAGGAAGUACCAGGAGGCUGAGCUCUUGAAACACCUGGCCGAAAAGCGAGAACACGAGCGGGAAGUGAUCCAAAAGGCCAUUGAGGAAAACCACAACUUCAUUAAGAUGGCGAAGGAGAAGCUGGCCCAGAAGAUGGAAUCCAAUAAGGAGAACCGGGAGGCCCACCUUGCUGCCAUGUUGGAGCGUCUGCAAGAGAAGGACAAGCACGCGGAGGAGGUGCGGAAAAACAAGGAGCUGAAAGAGGAGGCCUCCAGGUAAAGCUGAGAGGCCAAAGAAGUUUCCAGGACAGACGGACAGCUGCAGCAGCUCCGCGGUCCCCGAGGCAGCCCUGCGCCGCGGCUGCUCUCCCAGCACUGGGGUUUGGGGGGAGGGGGAGGGUGGCCCAGGGUCGUUUCCUCUGCUUUUGGUGUUUGUGAAUGUGAAGAAUUGACCAGUGAAGCCAUCCUAUGUGUUUCGGGGCAACAGCGAUGGGGCGGGAGAGGGGAGAGGUGAGCGAGGUUGGGAAACAGACGGAGAACUUGGCCAUUUCAACACGGCCCACUGGGGACUCUGGGCGCUUUUCUUCACAUCUUAGCCUGGGUGUUGACCAUCCAGGCGCUAUGUGGAGGGAAGGUGAAAACAGAGGCAGUGCGAGGCCGGGGUGCAGUGCACAGUCCUGGGUGCCACAGUGGACGCACAAGCCCAGCAGGAAAGGGGUGGGUGGCAUGGGCACCCUGGAGCAGGUGGGAUGAGACGUUGUGGGACAGGGUCGGAGUGUAUGUGUUUUAUCCAUCCAUUUUUGAUCAUCACGACAAAUGAAACAUUCCCUCUCA
Echinops telfairi (small Madagascar hedgehog) is the source of this 1462-nucleotide messenger RNA. It is a transcript of the gene STMN4, whose product is annotated as stathmin 4. Bases 258 to 908 code for a protein of 216 amino acids. The transcript is spliced from 7 exons. Gene Ontology annotation, biological process: microtubule depolymerization; neuron projection development; regulation of microtubule polymerization or depolymerization. The record is from RefSeq and is a predicted model, not a curated record. Lineage: Eukaryota; Metazoa; Chordata; Mammalia; Afrosoricida; Tenrecidae. Gene Ontology annotation, molecular function: tubulin binding. Gene Ontology annotation, cellular component: cytoplasm; neuron projection.